GUGCGUUGCAAAGUUUUUAUUAAAACUUUACUGGUGCUGCUAAAUGUUUGACUUACUAACUGGACGCGAGAAUUAUGGAGAACGCCUCAGUCAAGAUGAAGAAGUUCAAAGUUUGUUGGCUGGUGGCACCAGUUGUACCUAGCUAGCUAACUCGCUAAUUCGUCUACGUAGCCAGUUAGCUACCCAGCUGACUAACAAAGCAAGAUGGGUUCGCUUGGAAACUUUUGACCAACUUUUGACCAACUUUCUUUGUUUGUGUGGUUCGUUUGCUUUCAUGAAGCAAACUCAAGAGGAUGAGGAUUUGUCUUCGAUAAUGCAAGCUUGCUUAACGACAUAAACGAGACAACUUAAUAUCAGAGCAAAACAGCUUGAUAAACUAAUGCCAUGUCUGACCCAAGUAACUGGAGUGGAUUAACAAAUAGCAAAUCUCAUUUCAUCACUGGUGCAAUGCUUAAGCGGUCCAAAAGUUGUCGCAGCAACAGUAGGAAAAACCUUGGCGUUGGGACACCAUCACCGACGCGUCCACUCUCACCCCUGUCAGUUCACACAGCUGCCAGCAGCCCUUUAGACAGUCCAAGAAAUGUGUCUGCCGUUGCCUCUCUCAACUUUCCUUUUGCCCGAAGCCACCUGGCUCGAGCUGACAGAGUGGAAGGUAGAAGGUGGUCAGUGGCAUCUCCUUCAUCAUCUGGCUAUGGCACCAAUCCACCCAGCUCCACUGUCUCUUCUUCCUCUUCCUCCCAAGAACGCUUGCACCAGCUUCCAUACCAACCCACACAAGAUGAGCUCCAUUUCCUGUUCAGACACUUCCGUAGCUCGGAGAGUGUGACCGAUGAUGAUGGCCGAUGCUCAUCGUUAAUUCGCCCACGCUCCCGUAGUCUCAGUCCUGGGCGAACAAGUGGCUCGUUUGAUAAUGAAACUGUGAUGAUGAACCACAUUUACAAGGAGAGGUUUCCUAAGGCCACGGCGCAGAUGGAGGAGCGCUUGCAGGACAUCAUCACACACUUUUCUGCAGACAACACUUUGCCCCUGGGAGAUGGAGUACUGGGCUUCAUUCAGCACCAGCUGGUGGAGCUAGCCAGAGACUGUCUGGACAAGUCAGAGAACGGCCUGAUCACUUCACUCUACUUCAUAGAACUGCAAGAGAAACUGGAAAAGCUGCUGCAUGAGGCACUGGAUCGUUCUGAGAGUGAGGAGGUUACAGUCAUUACUCAGGUGGUGAAAAAGAUUCUAAUCAUCAUUGCACGUCCUGCAAGGCUGUUAGAAUGUCUGGAGUUUGACCCUGAAGGCUUUUAUCAUCUGCUGGAGGCAGCAGAGGGUCAUGCUAAAGUUGGCCAAGGCAUCAAAACGGACAUUCCUCAAUACAUUAUUAGUCAGCUGGGUCUAAAUCGAGACCCCUUAGAUGAGGUGAAUCAGUUAGAGGAACACUAUGAUUCCGGGCCCACCCUUAAUGCAGAUAAUGAGGACUCAGAGCAGAUCAAGUCUGUGCAUACUGCACCACGAAGAAAACCACUGGAGAGUGACUUUGAAACCAUAAAACUGAUCAGCAAUGGAGCUUAUGGGGCUGUUCACCUGGUUAGGCACAAAGAAACCCGUCAACGGUUUGCAAUGAAAAAAAUCAACCGGCAGAACCUGAUCAUGAGAAACCAGAUACAGCAGGUGUUUGUUGAGCGGGACAUCCUGACGUUUGCAGAGAACCCAUUUGUCGUCAGCAUGUUCUGCUCAUUUGAGACGCGUAGACAUCUCUGCAUGGUGAUGGAGUAUGUGGAAGGUGGUGAUUGUGCAAAUCUGCUCAAGAACAUGGGACCACUGCCAGUUGAUAUGACCCGAUUAUAUUUUGCUGAGACUGUUCUGGCCUUGGAAUAUCUUCACAGCUAUGGCAUAGUACACAGAGAUCUUAAACCUGACAACCUGUUGAUAACUUCAAUGGGCCACAUUAAGCUGACAGAUUUUGGCUUGUCCAAAGUCGGCCUGAUGAACAUGACAACCAACCUAUAUGAAGGCCAUAUUGAGAAAGACACCAGAGAGUUCGUUGACAAACAGGUUUGUGGCACACCUGAGUACAUUGCACCAGAAGUCAUUCUACGACAGGGUUAUGGCAAGCCUGUUGACUGGUGGGCCAUGGGAAUUAUUCUUUAUGAGUUUCUGGUGGGCUGUGUUCCUUUCUUUGGAGACACACCAGAGGAGCUGUUUGGUCAGGUGGUCAGUGAUGAGAUUAUUUGGCCAGAAGGGGAUGAUGCAUUGCCAUUUGAUGCCCAGGAUUUAAUAACACGUUUAUUAAGACAGUGCCCACUUGAAAGGCUUGGAACAGGAGGAGCAACAGAGGUCAAACAGCACACGUUUUUUACUGGUCUGGAUUGGAACGGGCUGCUUCGGCAAAAAGCUGAAUUUAUUCCUCAGAUCGAAGGAGAGGAUGACACUAGUUAUUUUGAUACUCGAUCUGAUCGAUACCAUCAUUUAGCAUCUGACGAAGAUGACGAAACCAAUGAUGAUGAGUCUUCCCUUGAAAUUCGCCGGUUUUCCUCAUGGUCCAAUCGUUUUAGCAAGGUGUAUAGCAGCACCGAAUAUCUAGCCACACCUUCCAAUCUAAGUUUUUCUUCUGACCGAAGUCACAGUGAAGAGCAUGAGGAUCAUGCAGAGAGCAGGGAGCGCCACUCACCUGGCGAAAUGCACCGACAAAGCAGCACAGGAGCUCAGGACAACAGGAGACUUUCAGGACAGAGACCAGGUCUACGGCCACGAGCCUCAUCCAGCUCUUCACAGUCAGACAGAUGUGUCAGCCCUCUGGUGGCAAGCAGUACACACAGCCUUGAGGCCAUGCCACGCUUCGCCCUCUCCACAGAUGAUGAAGCUGAGGUGGUUGUGUCGAACUUACGGCGAAUCAGGCUGCGUAGCAACAGCACAGGAACAAAGCACUCAUCUCCAAGGGAACACGCCAGUCCCCGGUGCUUUGGCAACCAGCUCGAGACCCCUGACAGACAGCAUCUCUCUCCAGGGGGCAAAGUGCCGAAAUCCGCCUCCAUAUCUACGCUGUCCCUCAUCAUUACUCCUGAUGACAUGAGUGGAGGACUUCAGGCCAGCCCGAUAUCCCCACACUCCGUCUCCUCCAACCCUUCAUCCCGGGAUUCCUCCCCAAACCGAGACCUCUCCCUGAGCCUCACCAGCCUCCGACCUCCCAUAUUCAUCCACAGUUCUGGCAAGAAGUACGGCUUUACUCUGCAGACCAUUCGUGUCUACAUGGGCAACAGCGACGUCUACACCAUCCACCACAUGGUCUCGAGUGUAGAGGAAGGCAGUCCAGCCCAUGAAGCUGGUCUUAGAGCAGGAGAUCUGAUCACCCAUGUCAAUGGAGAGUCGGUGCAGGGAUUAGUACACACUGAAAUGAUGGAGCUUCUCCUUAAGAGUGGUAACAAGGUGGCCUUGCAAACAACUGCACUGGAGGACACAACAAUAAAAGUCGGGCCUGCACGGAAAACAAGCUACAAGGGUAAAAUGGCCCGGCGAAGCAAGAAAAGCAAAAGGAAGGACAACCAGGACCGACGGCGAAGCGUCUUAAAGAAGCUGUCCAAGCAGAGCACUGUAAUGCACAGCAGCCGCAGCUUCUCUUCCGGUCUCCAUCACUCAGUUUCCUCAAGUGAAAGUCUACCUGGCUCUCCCACGCACAGCCUGUCCCCCGGACCCUCCACACCAUGCCGCAGCCCAAUUCCAGACCACGCUGCAGAUGCAAACUUUUCUCAGAGUGGUUCCUCAUGCUCCAACUCGCCAAAUUCACAAGCUGUCCAAAUGCGGCCCAGCUCUUUGCACGGCCUUGGGUCCAAAUUGAAUGCCCAGCGCUACACUAAAGUUGGUCGACGCAAAUCCACCAGCAAUAUUCCUCCCUCACCGCUUGCCUGUACCUCCUCCUCCCAGGCCCUGUCUCCACAGCACUCAUCUUCCCCUUUAUCCAGCAUCACCAAAACAAUCCACUCUUUCCAUGGAAAAACACUCUCCCCUCCCACUAUUGUCCGGCAUGGGGUUCGACCCCGCAGCACAGAGAUCCCAGUCUCACCAUUACUGAAAAGAGUACAGUCUGCUGAAAAGCUCUCUGGCAUCUUUCACGGAGAGAAGAAGACUCAUGGUCCACGGCGGCACACUUUAGAGGUUCCUUAUUGUGAAGACGGUAGCUUGGAUGGACAGCCAGAGCUUCAGUACGUCCCGGAUCACAGCAGACUCGGCGGAUUCUCAGCUGGCCAGAUUGUCGUCAUGCGAAAGCUCAAUCUGUCCGAGCGACGCGACUCCUUCAAAAAGCAGGAGGCUGUACAGGAAGUGAGUUUUGAUGAGCCAGAUGAAAGAGCCGGACAGACUUCAGCCAAACCAGCUGAUGUCCGGCCCAAACACAAAGCAGAGUGGAUGGUGCCAGACUCUCAGUCCAUGGAGGAGUGUGUUGUGAGGAGGGUUCCUCUGGUUCCCCAGAUUGCUGUGCAGGGCUCAGAGAGUGAAGAGCUAGAGGACUGGCAGCCUUGCUCUGAUGAUGAGGACAUGGAGAAAAACAAAAGUGUGAGUCUGGAUUCGCAUACAGAAGGCGAAGGAGGGAAUGAAUCACACACAGAGAGCAAGGAAGCAUCAGAAAGUGCCUGCUCUUCCAGGAUGUCAUCAGCAGCGGCACCUAAAAGCAAAGAUCACAGUGCUGACUCAAAGGAAGCAUCAAAGAUGAGUCCGAGGAAAGGGAAACUUAAAGGGAAGUGACUGGGCUAAUGAUGUAGCAGGUGAUCUCUACUAUUCUUUUAGCACUCCUGCUAAAUGUUCACAGAAUAUGCAGAGUGGAUUGGAGUGCAAGUUGGUGUUUUGUAAAUUUGUUUGAAAGUGAAGUAAGCUAGAUUUUUACAGGGAUUAUUUAUAAUUUUUUAAUGCGUGUUGGAAUUCCAGCGGUGAAGAAGAACUUGUGGUAACCAGUUGUUCUUCGAAACCAUAAAAUGGCAAAGACUUGACAUUUUUAUGAAAAAUGUAUUUUUGGACAGAAAGUUUAUUUGUAAAUGGUAGCUUGAAUUCUCAUGGCUAGGUGUGUAAGAGAAUUAUGAUUCAGUGAGGGCUAAACAAAUGUACACACACAAUCAAUUAUGUUUUUCAACCUAAACAAACAUAUCAAUAUUUUUGUUUAUUCAGCAGCUCUUGUUCAUUCUUAAAGUGUCACGUAUCCGCAUAUUUAGCUUAUUUUACAUAUUAUAUUUCAUGAUUUAUAUAGAGAUUAUUACAACUGUCUGUUAUUUACUGCUGAAUUCCAAAGUUUACAUAUGCUCAUAGCAGUGUUGGGAUUUUAUGAUUCAUGACUUUUGCACCUGUUCUUUUACAUGUGAUGUGAUCAUUGGAACAUGAUUCUUUGUCUAAACGUUUUUGGGUGGCACAGCGGUCUAUUAAGCUAGCCAACCAGUUCUGAGACCCUGGUUUGAAUUUCAGCAGCACUAUCGGCCAGCCAGACGACUAAACAGACUUACUAUGUCUACGGACGGAUUGAUGCCCUGUCCAGGGUAUCCUGCAUUGUGCCUUGUGGUGGAACUGGGCCUUUCGCGACCCUGACCUGUAUGGAGCUGUGAUAGCAAUGAAAUGAAACAUUUUCCAAAAGAUGUACAUACAUAUUAUGAGUUCUGCUUGGUCAAAAAUGAUCCAUAUAACACCAAUAUAAAUUCAUUUAAUAGGGUGUUCAGGUUGCACAGCAGUGAAUUACGCUAACGCAUUACUGCUGAAAUUCAUGGUUGGUCUGGGUGGUGUUAUCAUCCAAUACAGACACAAAUGGCACUGUCUUAUAGGUGGUUGGCUAAUGUCCCUUCAUGGAUUACAUCUAUUGUGGUACCUCAUUGUGCCCAGUAAUUCCAGGGUUACCAGAUUCACCGUGACUUUGACCAGGAUAAAGAGCUAGUGUGACUGCACCUGUUAAGCAGACAGAACCUUGUUUUAGCAUAGCAAUUAGCAGUCUGUGUCACAAAGUUGAAAGACGUUAUAGAAUCCCCAGUAAUGUAAAAAGAAAGGCUGCAGAAAUCAUUGAAAUCCCACGACUCUUGUUACCCACAGCGUUUACAAGAGUGUGAAACUUGGCUUCAGCUGUAAAAACCUUUUAGCAGUUUGAAGUUAUUUUUAGGAAAAGCUUAACUAAAAUCCAUUUCACUCCUUUUCCCCCAGCAAUUCCCCCACACCCCCACAGGUGGCCCCACCCCACAGUUUGACUGCAGCUGUGUUUAGUUUAAUGUUUAUUUCACAUGAUGCACUGCAUUUCACACAGUCAGGCCACAUUUUGGUUGCGUUUUGUCGAAGCCUUUGACUGUAGGACUUUCACAUUGUUUGCAAAGGUGGUGUUCAGGAAAAGGGCUCAGGUUUUUUUUUUUUUUAGUUUGUUCUGCUGGAUAUUGUGGUGCCUCAAAGUUGACACGUGGAUAUAGUGACCCAUUUAACCACUUGUAGGAUAUUAUUAUUAUUAUUGUAGAUAUUAUUGUUAUUUGUUUAAAUUGUGAACAAAUCUUUUUGAAUGCUAUGCUUACUGGAAAACUGCAGAGCAUUUUCACCAGUCAGCUUGAAUGGAUCACUUGCUCCUGUUACACUUCCAAAAGUGAUCUCAAAUCUUCUUUUUUUCCCCUAGUGUUUUAAAUGUUCUGUUUCUUUAAGGUCUCUUUAAAGGAUUGCACACAGAGCUUUUACAUAGGAUAUGAAAUCAUCAAUGGCUCACCGUGCAUUUUUAUUACACCUUAUUUAAGACAUCCUAACAAAGAUUUACCUGCUUUUAAAGGACAUUGAUGUGCUUAAUGUAUGCAUGAGAAUAUAAUGUUUUUUUUAACAUUGUUUUUGUAUAGGGAGAAUGUUUACAUUUUUCAUGAAUAUGAGCUUCUGUGCAAAUCUUUAUGCACAAUGUAUAUCUCGCUCUUCCUAACUGGAUUUUUAAAUGGUGUAAGAUGCGGAUAGUAGGAGCAGUGCACAUGAAGAUGCCUAAAGGUCUCAGUCAUAACAAAAAAAAUUGCACAAAUAGUCCAGUAGCCUAAAACUAGAUAUUGCUGUUUGUCUGGAUGACUGAGGUCUCCUUACGGAACUGAACCUGGUUUCUUUGCUAAAAGAUUACAUUUUUAAUGGUACUACAGUAAAUUACUUUUAUCAGAAGUUUAACUAAAGUUAAAGAACUUCAACUGGAGAUCAACACAUUGAGUUUAAGAACUUCAGAUUAAAACUACAUGGGUACUUUGGAGCCUCUGUUCUAGUGCAUAAAUGCAUCUUGCUAUUAUUAUUGGUGCUGUUUGAAUCUGUAAUGCAUUCCAUGGUUAACAGUGGUUAAUGUGGUUAAUGUUUCAAACGCGGGCUAAUUUUAAGACCUUCAGAUAAUUGCAUGCUGCAUGUACUGUAUAGUGAGCGCACAAUUAAUGCUCGCAUGGCAUUCUAAGUGCAGUAUGUGUCUCCUGGUGCAGUCUAACCAAACCAAUGGCUUUCUGUCAAAUUUGCAGUGGAUUUAAUCAGUCCCAGUCUUAUGUUUAUUAAGCUAUUAAUGCUCACUGUACAUUGUGGAUGGAAAAAUUAUUCGUUCUUUCAGACUAGUUGUGUAGCACCUGAACCUCUGUUAAAACUUGUUUUCAUGAAUUGGUGGUACUGGUCUUUCUUUCAUUUUCAUCAUUUCAGAACUGGUCAAAACAAACAGGAAAGUUAUGAUGAUGACCAGCAAAACCCUAGUUUUGUACCUUUAUAUGCAAAAGUGACGUCCUCUGUUUUUGAGAUGUUUGAGGAUCAUUGUUUUUGGUCUGUGCUGGUUUGUAAAAAUAAUUUUAUAUCUAUUUUUUGUAACGUUACACCUGUUUGCCAGCCCAGUCAAUGUUUUGUAAUAAACCAUCAUAUGUUGAGUCUAAA
Molecule: messenger RNA, 7851 nt
Organism: Trichomycterus rosablanca
Lineage: Eukaryota; Metazoa; Chordata; Actinopteri; Siluriformes; Trichomycteridae
Gene: mast3b
Product: microtubule associated serine/threonine kinase 3b
Exons: 27
Coding region: 385-4722 (1445 amino acids)
Biological process (GO): peptidyl-serine phosphorylation; intracellular signal transduction
Molecular function (GO): protein serine/threonine kinase activity; ATP binding; protein binding
Source: RefSeq, a predicted model, not a curated record